AUGGCUGCAAAAGAGUCGACGUCGCCACAGCUAAUGGUUCCCGUUCUUCUGCUGGUUGGAUGGAUUGUAGGCUGCAUCAUCGUGGUUUACAUCGUCUUCUCUUAG
Arvicola amphibius (Eurasian water vole) is the source of this 105-nucleotide messenger RNA. It is a transcript of the gene Strit1, whose product is annotated as small transmembrane regulator of ion transport 1. Gene Ontology annotation, biological process: regulation of slow-twitch skeletal muscle fiber contraction; regulation of ATPase-coupled calcium transmembrane transporter activity. NCBI's taxonomy places the organism in Eukaryota, Metazoa, Chordata, Mammalia, Rodentia, Cricetidae. The record is from RefSeq and is a predicted model, not a curated record. The transcript is spliced from 2 exons. The coding region runs from base 1 to 105 and encodes 34 amino acids.